Ilex paraguariensis (yerba mate) is the source of this 611-nucleotide messenger RNA. The record is from the annotation of a GenBank genome assembly. NCBI's taxonomy places the organism in Eukaryota, Viridiplantae, Streptophyta, Magnoliopsida, Aquifoliales, Aquifoliaceae.
AUGGAGCAAAGCUUUGGUGAGCAAGGCCACGGUGAGCGCAAGGCAGAGCAAGGCUAUGGUGAGCAAGGCUACGGUGAGCGCAAGGCAGAGCAAGGCUAUGGUGAGCAAGGCAUUGGUGAGCACAAGGCAGAGCAAGGCUAUGGUGAGCUGCGCUCAGAGCAAGGCCAUGGUGAGCAAAAGGCAGGGCAAGGCCAUGGUGAGCAAGGCUAUGGUGAGCGCAAGACAGAGGAAGGCUAUGGUGAGCAGAAGGAAGGUGGUGGGUUCAUGGACAAGGUGAAGGGCAAGAUCCAUGGAAAGGGUGGUCAAGAGUAGAAAGGCGAGGAGAAGGAGAAGAACAUCGAUCACUGUGGUAAGUUUUAUAUGUUAAUGCAGGGACGGAUCUAUAAUUUAGGUUUUAAGGUUUUAUUCAUUUUGGAAAUUGUUUAAAUGUUAUAUUUAUAUUUUAAAAGUUUUAUAAUCUAAUCGUGCCAAAAUGCAAUAUUACGUUUUGACAUGAAUGGAUAGACUUUUGACAUCAAAUAACUUUUUUUGUGUGGCUUGUCUUGUAGGUUGAUGGAUUAUUGGUGAAGUGCUGAUCUGCUUGUGGGUGUGAAGAAUAAUGAAAAAAAAGA